Molecule: messenger RNA, 1288 nt
Organism: Periconia digitata
Lineage: Eukaryota; Fungi; Ascomycota; Dothideomycetes; Pleosporales; Periconiaceae
Source: the annotation of a GenBank genome assembly
CCACCCUAUAUUUCUUCUUAUCCAACGUAAUGAGCAAACACCAGCCGCGGAGUUUUCGGCGGGGAAGCGUGGCGGGGCCCCCACCUCCACCUGGACACCAUUUGAACUUCCCACACCACGUGUAUCCCUUACCUCUACACCCCCCUCUGAUACAUCCGGUAUUAAAGCCUGCUCAGAUCUAAGAUUGGCCUCUGCAUUGGAUCGACCGUUUCACUCCAAUCCCGCUUCCACCAUGUCUCUCCCAUCCUCUCAGACUGUCGCCUGGAUAGAUAACCCCGGUCCCAAUGGCACACUCAGCAUCCGCUCAGGGAUAGACAUUCAAAAACCGGGCCAGAAUGAAGUCCUGGUCAAACUCGAAUAUUCUGGCAUCUGCCAUUCCGACUGCCACAACGUGUACGGUACAUCAGGCGGGUACACUUCCAUCCCUGGCCACGAGGGUGUGGGCGAAGUAGUUCAACUAGGUCCCGGAGCUUCUGAGUCACUCAUGGGCAAAAGAGUUGGAAUCAAAUGGCUUUGGAGCGCGUGUAACCAGUGCGCUUCGUGUAAAAAGGGCCAAGUCAACAAUUGCGCGAAGCAGAACAACACGGGACGAACGGUGCUAGGGACGCUGCAGCAGUACGUUGUGGGUCACGCGGAUUUUCUGACGAUGAUCCCUGACGGAGUGAAGAGCGAGGUCGCGGCGCCGCUGCUUUGUGCGGGCUUGAGUCUGGCAGGAGCGGUGUCGAAGUUAUCGCCAGAAGUGGAGACUGGGGACUUUGUGGUGAUUGUUGGAGCUGGUGGCGGUUUGGGCCACAUUGGUGUUCAGAUCGCUACUAUCAAGGGGUACAAGGUUAUUGCGAUUGACAGCGGGGCUGAGAAGGAGAAACUCUGUAAAGAGAUGGGCGCUGUGGCUUUCGUCGACUACGCCAAGCAAGACGUUGUUGAAGCUGUCAAGAAUUUGACUGAGGGCGAGGGUGCCCACGGCAUUAUUUGUGUGGCCGGCAGCGAGCGCGCAUAUCAGCAAGCGCCGAAUCUGAUCAGGAACAAUGGUGUUUUUGUAUGCGUGGGUUUACCACCCCCGGACUUUAUGUUCCCAAUGGCUCCCAUACAGAUCGCAAACCGCGGCCUGGUCAUUAGAGGCUCAUCGACUGGAAAUCUGGCGCAAAUGGAUGAACUGUUACAGCUUAAUCUGCAGGGUAAAAUCACGCCAAAGAUUGAGGUUUACGAUUUCGAGGACUCCCCGAAAAUCCUCCAGGAAUUGCAAAAGUAUGAGGUUACGGGAAGAAAAGUUGUACGCGCCCCGGUAUAA